AUGGGACUGCUCGUCAAGCUCGGCCUGCGCCGUCGCGUCAAGUGGGAGCGUCCGACGGUGCUGGACUGGCUUCUAGACUCGCCCCUCCAGGCGUUCGUCUUCCAUCUAUACCGCGUGAUACUAUGGCUGCGCGGCAAUCCUGUAAAGCCGCCGCGGAACGGCAGCCGACCGCCCAUCAAGAUCGUCUUCCUCUCCGACACGCACGAGUCUAUAGUUGAUCGCGUACCCGACGGCGAUCUGCUCAUCCACUGCGGAGACAUGGUCAACGACGGCACCGCUGUCUCUAUCCAAAAGCAGGUGGAUUGGCUCGCCUCGCUGCCGCACCAGCACAAGGUCGUGGUCUGUGGUAACCACGACAGCUGGUUCGACGUCAACGCCCGGGACGAGGCCGACACGCUCGCCCAUCGUUCCGUCGAUAUGAAGAGCUUACGUUACCUCGAGCGUGAGUCCGUCACCCUCGCCUUCAAGGGCGGCCGCAAGCUGAAUCUUUACGGCGCCCCGGAUAUUCCUUGGUGCGGAGGCCCGGAAAACGCAUUCCAGUAUACGGACCAGCAGAACCCAUGGGACGGCACCAUACCCAUGGAUACCGAGAUCCUGAUAACGCACACACCACCGCAACACCACCUCGACUUAUCCAUCGGCUGCCCACACCUGUUGCGCGAGGUAUGGCGCAGGAAGCCGAAGGUGCACGUCUUCGGCCACGUGCAUUGCGGCCGGGGCAUGCAGCCUGUGUUCUGGGACGACUGCCAGAAGGCAUACGAGAAGGUCAUGUCCCGCCAGAAACGAGGGCCUCUCUACGACAUGCUCCCGCACGCUGGCUGGCUGGAUGCGUGGAGGGUCCUGCAGUACGGCGUCGUGAGCGUCCUCUGGCACUGGUUCAUGCUGGGCGGGGCGGCCGACGGGAGCGUCAUGAUCAAUGCUGCCAUGCAAGACGGCACAUCGGGGAGAUUGCUCAAGAAGCCCCCCUUCACGAUAGAGAUAUGAGAUAAAACGCUUCGCAGUUAACGCAUAUCCCCAUAUCUGCGUAAAGGGGCAUGGGACAGGAGCAAAGGGGGCGCCUACAACCCUACAACUACGGGACUAGGACGCAGAAAACAGCGGUCUCGCGGAAAUUUGAUUGCCUUUCAACGCCUUUUGAUCCUAUCGAGGCUCGCCAGUGGACUCUCCCCCAAAGCCCAGAUCCAACUGGCGUGCGACGGUGACUCGGAUACGGAUGCCGAGGGUGCCGGAUUGCCGGGGAUAGUGCUGCCAG
Molecule: messenger RNA, 1252 nt
Organism: Durotheca rogersii
Lineage: Eukaryota; Fungi; Ascomycota; Sordariomycetes; Xylariales; Xylariaceae
Product: Metallo-dependent phosphatase
Exons: 3
Coding region: 1-984 (327 amino acids)
Molecular function (GO): hydrolase activity
Source: RefSeq, a predicted model, not a curated record